This is a messenger RNA of Strongylocentrotus purpuratus (purple sea urchin), 3221 nucleotides long. RefSeq lists its product as uncharacterized. Gene Ontology annotation, biological process: signal transduction. The transcript is spliced from 8 exons. The record is from RefSeq and is a predicted model, not a curated record. NCBI's taxonomy places the organism in Eukaryota, Metazoa, Echinodermata, Echinoidea, Camarodonta, Strongylocentrotidae. Gene Ontology annotation, molecular function: protein binding. Bases 162 to 3221 code for a protein of 1019 amino acids.
AUCAAGCUCCAGUAGUACGGAGAUCUAGCUAGCGAACGAGCCCGAUCAACCAUGGGGGAAAGUUGUGGGAUGUUCGAAAGAGGUUUCACUCGCCAAGUGGACCUCGAUGAGAUGACAUAGAGAGGCUAUUACUCAUCGAUCACAAGCAUCUGGAUGUCACCAUGCCUGUGUCUGUCGGUGAGUGGCGUGUCAGGAUUGGCACGUUUAUACGUCGGCGGAAGAAAAAAUAUGACUACAAUUACUUUUGGAAUAAACUUGUCAACUUGAUCAAAAGAGCCAAGAAUGUUCAGUCACCCGAAGAAAACAACUCAGAAUGUAAUACUUCGCCUCGCUCUCCUAAGACUCGGUCACAAUGUGACGGUCCUAAGUGUGAUGCUGUCAAGGAGAGUGGAUCCUCAUGUGAUGUAAAAAGCCCCGGACCUGACGAGGUUUCUAACUCUGAGUCUUCGUGUGCUGAAAACAAUGGUUCUCCAACGGCAAACGAGAUCAACCCUGUCCCUGAUACCACUGAAGUGCAAAUUCCAAUUCCCCGACCCUGCGUAGAUGAUGAAUUGGACAAUAGACACAUAACCAUCAAUCUAGUGUCACAUGAAUACCCCCCUAAUUCUACUCAAAUAACAGACCAACCUGAAGUUGCAACAUCAGAGUCAUACUCAUAUGUACAUGUAGCCAUCGCAGGUGAGACAGAUCGUAUCCAAAUAUACAAGGAGAAGACAUCCACCUCUGCACCGUCGGGGAUAGAGAACCAAUCACCGGGCUUGUCACCUAAACCCAGGAAAGAUACAACUAGAAACUCCGAUCAAACAACAACAUCUAACAUGGAAGUAAGGGAGAAUCACGGGUCAUCGACUUAUCCGGUCCUCCGAUCAGGGACAACCACCAGUGAAGCAUAUGCAAUCAAAGGAAAUGACUGUCCAGACAUGACCAACAUACUCCUAUUGAGAUCCGGUGACGUAGAACGAAACCCUGGUCCAAAUGAUAACCCUGGAAGUCUGACCGAGCUCGAACUCUAUCUCCUUGCCGACGGUAUGGAUUCAUCAGAUUUCAGGAAGGUCGGACUAGCUUUAGGAUUCUCUGAGGCUCAACUAAGUCGGUUCGAGAAAGACAAGCUUGGCGACUCCAUGCAUGCUACCUAUCAGAUGCUUUACGAAUGGCGGAAGACAGUACGUGAUAGCGAGGCGAGGGAGAGAUUGGUCGACACGUUAGAAAGCAUUAAGCUGUUACAACUUGCUGAUAGCGUACGAAAAGGUCAGGUUGGUGAUGACAUACCCUCAAUGACAGAGGCGGAAAUCAAGCGGGUUGCUGAAGAUGUCAAACGCUAUUUGGCAAUUCACCUCUGUCAGAUUCAAGCCGAUCCACUGAACAGCGAGCUCCUACUUAAAUUUGAACGGAUCUUCACUAAUCUAACGUUGAUGGAAGAAGACAAAGGUACCAACCACAAGACACCGCUUCUAUACGGCGACCUCCUCAAGACGAAGGUUAACGGAAUCUAUCCCAAACGCUUGUUGUUGGAAGGUGAGGGCGGUGUGGGGAAGACCACUUUCUGCGCCAAGAUCGCUUGGGACUGGAUCCACGGAAAAGGUUACCAAGAUUUCAAACUGGUUUUUGUCGUCCUAUUUCGCGAGGCAAAGGACAAGACUGUUGGAGAGAUAGUCAAGUCAUAUCUCCCAAAAGAAAAUCCUGUCACAGCCAAGAAGCUAAACAAGUACGUCCUCUCAAAUCCAAAGGACGUCUUUCUGGUCCUGGACGGCCUGGAUGAGUUUGCUGUCGAUCUUAACAACAUUCAGCAAAUCGCUCUGAUCACUCUCAAUCAGCUGUUCGAGUCAGGGACAGUACUAAUCACAUCACGGCGGUGGAGAUCAGAUGAGAUAAGGAAAAAUGCCAAUCUCAGAAAGGUGUUUGCUUUCAUUGCCGUAGAAGGUUUCUCUGCUGAAAACCUCUCUUCCUACAUCACCAAGUUCUUUCAUCAAGACACAGCUUCCUCUGAAGAUCUGAACCGAUUCAUAUCGAACAACGAUGUGAUCAGAGAGAACAUGGCCCCCUAUCCCAUAUACACAGCCAUGCUGUGCAUCAUGUGGAAAGAGUUUGAUGGAGAGCGCCGAGAGGCAAUGUCCAAGCUGCAAACAUUUUCCCAGCUCUUCAAUGAGAUGAUUGGCUUUCUGGUUGAUCAUUAUCUAUCGAAGCACAUUCCAUCUUCAGGUAUCGUUGAAGGCGAAUUGAGGGAGAAUCGUUCAGAUAUUCGUCAUCACCUGCUUCAGAUUGGCCACAUUGCCAUCAAGGGACUUCUCGAGAGACGGUUAGUAUUCACAGAAGAAGAGUUUCAAAGUUAUCCCGAGUCCAUCGAUGUAGGUUGUAAAGUUGGUGUGCUCACCAGAGAAAAGAAAGUUCUUCCGAGGAGAGACAGAAGAGCUAAUCAAAAUAUAGCAGUUCCAUUGGUGCAGUUCCCUCAUAAGCUCUUCCAGGAAUAUCUAUCAGGAAUGCAUCUUGCAUCUCUGUACAACCCAAACCGUAAUGAGUAUGACAGGUUGAUAGCGAAAAUCAUAACGGAUGCAGGGGAAUACCGGUACCUACUGUACUUCACAUCGGCCCAGCAGAAGGAGGUCGGAUUGGAUAUCGUAUCUCGUCUCACAGCAGGAAAAAGACAGCGUAGAUAUGAUGAUAACUUCGUCAUAGAUGUAGCAUACGAGAGCCAAGACCAAGCAGUGGCCAAAGCAGUGGCGGAUCAUCUCUCCACUGAGUCCAGCAAGACACUGAAGAUCACCGAGAAGAUGCAGGCACACACAGUAUCAGGGCAUAUCUUCAUUAUGAAUCAUCGUGAAGUGGAUGAUCUGAUUAUUGAGAAGUCAUGUGGACGAACGGCUUCAGAGGACCUGGCUGAAUUCAUGUGCUCAUCAGGAUCACUGAGAUCUGUUAAGAUCGCUGGUACUAUGCAUGAUGUCUUCUACCCGGUGCUUGCGAAUAAAGCAGUCCAUUCCAAGAUUGAGACUCUUAACAUCGCGAUCCGGGAUCUCAGUGAACGUCCCUCUGCAUCACGUGAUCUCGCUCAGUUCAUCUGUAAGAUGCCUCAUUUGAAGGACCUGAUACUCGGUAAUAAUGACGAGGUCUUGCUUCACGAUGACUUCUACUCAACAUCUUCGUCGAUGGCAUCAUCUAGGAAGCAGGUAGGAAAGGUUGAACGUUUCAGGAAGUGGAUGCGAAGAGCUUAUACCAAAACAGAGUGA